UGAUCACUUUGAGUCUUCACACCCAUGUUUACAUGAACAUUGCACACUUUCUGCAUUAUGGGAAAAUUCACCUAAUGUUUUUUCUUGUUUAAUGGCAGAUUAACACACUGUGAUGAAUAUAUAUUUGAUGUAAUAAUCUUCUGAUACUUUUUUCUGGAUUUUUUGUUGUUGAUUGUUAAUGUGCAAUGGGACAACGAAUGUGCAAAUGACCCUGAUGGUCACAGCAGAUGAUGUAUGACAGUAUGCUAUUGUAUAAUUAUGUGUAGUUCCCUUAGGAAAAUUAACCAUGAUAUUAAUAUAUUAAAAAUGUAGUAAAGUUUUGGUUACCAUAGUUUACUACUAAUAUUAUGGUUAAAGUGAUACUUCACCCAAGAAUGAAAAUGAAAAUUCUGUCAUUUACUCACUUUCGCGUUGUUCCAAAUCUGUAUAAAUGUCUUUGUUCUGAACAGAGAAAGAUAUUUGGAAGAAUGCUUAUAACCAGACAGAUCACCCCCCCUUGUGUAUUAUGGUAUACACAAAAGAAGACAUUUUGAAGAAUGUGGGGCACUUUUGACUACCAUUGUAUCUUUUCCUAGUAUGGUAGGCAAUGGUGGCGAAGUAGAGUGUAGUUCCUGAUGUCAUAAGUAGGCUACCAUAUUUAAACUGUGUUUACUGUGGUAAAAUCAUGGGUAAUAUUCGUAAGGGUUAGUGGUGGGUUAUUUUAUAGUUUGGUCAACAACUAAUCUGAGGCGAGCAGUGUCCAAGCUCCACUGUAGCAUAUGUCAACAAAUGAAAUGUUUUAUAAUCGUUUUUAAAAUGAAAAGGGAUUUUACAUCGGGAUUUUUUCAAUAAAAUAGCAUUUAAGAAAGGUGCUCGUGUUUGUUGUCUAUAGCAACCAAACAAACAUGGCCAACAGCCGCGCGAGCAGCACUAAACGAGUCUUUAUCAACAACAUCGAUUCAUACUCGUCCAGAUAUAUCGCUCAGUUCUUGUCCUCGUGUGUGGUCGGGCAAUCUCUGGAUGAUGGUGAUGAAGAAGACGACAAACAUCCAGCGUCUUCAAAAGACACUUUCAGCAUAUUCGGAACAGUUGCGGAUUAAGAUGGAGAAAAGCUCAAUUUCGCGUCGGAGAAAUAUUCGCUUCUGAGUCGAGACGAGCUUCUGCAGUGUCUGAUGCAGUGUGAUGUUAUUGUGUAUAAUAUCACGGAAAACGCUGAUCUGAUAGAUGAGGCGACAUGGGCCAUAUCAGCUCUACACUCUGAAAUCGAACAUUUUAGUGCCCCCAAAAUAUUUAUCCUAUUGUCAACCAUCAUGACAUGGGCUAUGACUAAACCAGCUGAACCUGACGAUCCUGAGAUUCCUUUGACUGAAGAUGACUACAGGAGAAGAAGACCACAUCCAAACUUUAAAGAACACACAAGCACAGAGAAACUUGUGCUUAAACUUGGAAAAACUAAAAAGUCAAAGCUGGCUACUUAUGUUGUAACAGCAGGGUUGCAGUACGGCAUGGGCGAGAAUGUGUUCCACUUUUUUUUCAAAGCAGCUUGGCUUGGACAGCGUAGCAGCGUUCCAAUUUUUGGGCCCGGCACAAAUAUCAUUCCAACAAUUCACAUCCACGACCUUUCAAGAGUGGUACAAAACAUCAUUGAUCACCGACCAAAAACCCAUUACUUCAUUGCUGUGGAUGAAUCCAAGAACACUUUUGAAGACAUUGUGAAAGCCAUUGCUUCUGCUCUGGGUUCUGGAAAAACAGAAACAGUCCCAAAAGAGGAAGCCUGUGGCACAAAGGAAGUUACGGAAACUGGCUUGCAUAACCUCAGUGUCAACCUUCGGGCCGAGUCCAUUUUCUUAAAGGACAGAUUUAACCUCCGAUGGGAUUGUGAAACUGGAAUAGUCGAUAACAUAUUUACUGUGGUGGAGGAAUACAAACGGACAAGGCAACUGCUGCCAAAAAAGAUCUGUCUUCUUGGCCCCGCCGCAGUUGGCAAAAGUUCAGUGGCUGAAAAGCUGUGCAAAUAUUACAAACUUCAACAUAUUCAUGUGAAGGAAGCCAUCGAUGAGAAAAUCAGAAAACUGGAAGAACUACUUGAAGAAAAUGAGAAGACAAGCGAGAAUGAAGAAAUGCUCAGUGAUGCUCAAAAGCAGCUUGAAACUCUUAAGAACAACAUGCUUGAGAAUGACGGCCAGUUGGAUGAGCAACACGUGAUAUAUAUCAUAAGAGAGAAACUCAAUUCAGUGCCCAGCAGGAAUAAAGGAUUUGUUCUGGACGGCUACCCAAACACCUAUGCGCAAGCUAAAGAUCUUUUCCGUGACGAGAACAUGGAGGCAGAGGACACCAGAUCAACAAUCCCCAGUUAUAGUGAGGUGUUGAUUCCAGAGUUCAUCUUCUCACUUGAUGCCACAGACGAAUUUCUUAAGGAGCGUGUUCGAAAUCUUCCACAGAAUGUGGCAGAGGACAAGCACUACACGCAAGAUGAGUUUACAGAGAGACUUGCAAAAUUCAGAGAAGCUUUGGCAGAAGACGAGUCUGUUCUUGACUAUUUCGAUGAGCUGGAAAUUCACCCUGAACACAUCGUGAUUGACAGUGUUGAUGACUGUGAGAAUAUGGUGGUGUUGGAGAAGAUUAUUAAAUCGGUGGGACGGCCAUUGAACUACGGUUUGACUCCAGAGGAAAUAGAGGAGGAGAGGAAGAAGAAGGAAGCGAUAUCUCAACAGGAGCUCAAACAGAAACAAGUUGAAAAUGAACUCAGGGAGACGGAGGACCAUGCCGAAAUGACCGCGCUUCUGGAGGAAUGGAGCAGGAACCUGGCUGAGGUGAAGAGGCAGGAACAUGAGAUUUUAGAGGCACAGUCUGUUCCCAUGAGGCACUACCUUAUGAAAUAUGUCAUGCCUACUGUUACACAAGGACUGGUGGACUGCUGUAAGGUCAAACCUGAUGACCCCGUGGAGUUUUUGGCUGAAUAUCUAUUCCAGAACAACUCUGAAGAUUAGCGUAUAAUGAUUUAUUAAUGAAACAUGUAAAAUGAUUUAUUGAUUCAUUAUUUGUCAAUUAAUGAAUAAUUAUCAACGUAAUUAAUUGUGUUUUCGUUAAUUAAUA
Messenger RNA from Triplophysa rosa, 3075 nucleotides. RefSeq names its product adenylate kinase 7a (gene ak7a). The record is from RefSeq and is a predicted model, not a curated record. Bases 1152 to 2969 code for a protein of 605 amino acids. NCBI's taxonomy places the organism in Eukaryota, Metazoa, Chordata, Actinopteri, Cypriniformes, Nemacheilidae. Gene Ontology annotation, molecular function: AMP kinase activity; ATP binding. The transcript is spliced from 18 exons. Gene Ontology annotation, biological process: nucleobase-containing compound metabolic process. Gene Ontology annotation, cellular component: cytoplasm.